AUGGCAGACUCCGAGUCCGCUAUCAAUCGGCCCGGAAAUGGGGUUGAUUUCUGCACACUGGGAAUGUUCAUUCUGGAUGACAUCGAGUUCGAGGGUCCGACUCCCCCGGUCUAUGGCAUCCUAGGAGGGGCAGCGUCAUACGCGGUCAUCGGGGCACGGAUGGUAGCUGGGAAAGAGCACGGCAAGGCUAUAAGCUGGAUCCUCGAUGUGGGCUCUGAUUUCCCCCAAGGCAUGCUGGACGUUAUCCAUUCAUGGGGCACCGGCUGCGUCAUUCGCGAAGACAAGAGCAGAUUGACUACGAGGGCAUGGAAUGGCUACGGCCCCAACGAGAAGCGAGACUUCAAGUAUCUGACACCAAAGUUGCGUCUGGAGCCAUACAUGCUCUCGGAUGCGCAGGUGUUUUCCAGGACAUUCCACAUGGUCUGUUCAGCCGAGCGCUGCAUCCAUAUCGUGGAAGAAAUUCUGCGAAGGAGACAAGAACUACAGCAGAAAGGCGACGUACCCCCGUUGCGGUCUGGAAGACCAAUCUUCGUCUGGGAGCCUGUUCCCGACCGCUGUACACCGGAGGAGCAAGACAAGUUCUUCGCCGCCAGCCGUAUGGUCGAUGUGGUGAGCCCUAACGAACUCGAGUUAGGAAUGAUGUUUGGUCGUCAGGGAUGGAAAGAGACUCGUGUCGAAGAUCAAGAGUUGGUCAAAACCAUCCUACAAUCUGGUAUUGGCCCGGAAGGAAAUGGAGUGCUAGUCAUCAGAGCGGGGAAAGACGGAAGCUACUCCUACUCCAGGAAUCAUAAAGGACUCUGGCUGCCAGCGUAUCACCAGCCCAACCCGGAUCAGCGCUCGCCAGUAGUCGAUCCCACUGGGGCGGGAAACUCGUUUCUGGGAGCGCUGGCCCAGGGCAUGGUAAGCGAAGGCCGGGAGCCGAUUCAAGUCAUCGAGUCCGUCCUGGAGUCGUCAGAUACAUGGAAACAAAUAAUACACACGUGGGGGAACAAUGGACAAGUUCCUAAGGCCUUGAUAUGCGCGACAACAGCGGCCGGGUUUGUUGUGGAACAGAUCGGGGUGCCUAGCUUGACAAGAGGAGAAGGUGAAAAGGAACUUUGGAACGGAACCGAGUUCACAGAGCGACUUCGUAUCUAUACACAGCGACUAUGUAGAACGCUUGAAGAGUCUCCACAGACACAUGACUGGCUGAUUGGCUGA
Molecule: messenger RNA, 1200 nt
Organism: Rasamsonia emersonii CBS 393.64
Lineage: Eukaryota; Fungi; Ascomycota; Eurotiomycetes; Eurotiales; Trichocomaceae
Product: PfkB family carbohydrate kinase (Mak32)
Exons: 3
Coding region: 1-1200 (399 amino acids)
Source: RefSeq, a predicted model, not a curated record